Messenger RNA from Bombus pascuorum, 1441 nucleotides. Its product is annotated as glutathione S-transferase 1-like. Gene Ontology annotation, molecular function: glutathione transferase activity. Gene Ontology annotation, biological process: glutathione metabolic process. Bases 526 to 1185 code for a protein of 219 amino acids. NCBI's taxonomy places the organism in Eukaryota, Metazoa, Arthropoda, Insecta, Hymenoptera, Apidae. The transcript is spliced from 7 exons. The record is from RefSeq and is a predicted model, not a curated record.
CAUUUGAUUUCCACUGACACGAUUUGAAUUUGGCUGUAUGUAAUAUACAUUGUCGGCCAUAAAUACAAGCGUAAACAAUCGUUAUAUUUGUUUAGAAAGGUAGGAAAUCUUUGUAUUUGGAGACUUGUAUAUUAAACGUCAAAUUUUUAUGCUUGUACUAAAAUUAAGAAAAAAAAGAAAUGUUUAAUAUGAAAAAGGGUGUUAUCAAUGAAAUAAUGUAAGUCGAAGAUGAUCAAAUUAAAUUAUAAUAGAAGGUAAAUAACUCGACCUUGAAUAUUUACAAUUGGUAGUUUACUUCUGAAAGGAGUAUAAACCGAUAAACAGGAUAGAUAAUUUGAAGUGUUGAACGUUACUAUGUUACUCGUAUAUACAUGUAGUACUUUAUUCCUGACAGUCUGUAGCCUGUGACGACGCUGUUCACAUAUCUCUUAAUCAGUCACUGAGAAAACAUCAAGAGGUCUACAUCUUAAGUCAUUUCGGUCGACAUCUUCGUAUAGGAUACUUAAGUAAUAACAUAAGAACGAAAUGACGAAAGUCUUCUUAUACGUAAAUGACAUUAGUCCACCAUGUCGUGCCGUUCUAAUGGUGGCUAAGGAAGUUAAGCUGGAUUACAAGAUUCGUGAAGUUAACCUGGACAAUGAGGACCAUCUAACAGAGGAAUUUUUAAAAAUGAAUCCUUUGCACACGAUUCCGGUGUUGGAAGAUCACGGAUGUAUUAUUGCGGAUAGUCACGCUAUCGCCGGUUAUAUGGUUGAUGAGUUUUCAAAUCGUAUGGCUCUGUACCCGAAAGAACUGCAGAAACGAGCUCUGGUUAUUCAAUGUUUCAUAUUCGACGCGGCGGUAUUGUUCCCUGCUGUGAAACGCGCCGUGCGACCGAUAUUAAUGGGAGAAAAGAAUUCUAUCGCCAAAGAAGAUAUAGACGCAUGUAAAGAAGCGUUCUCACAGUUGAAUAAGCUUCUGGAGGGUAAGAGAUGGUUGCUCGAUCACGAAACUUACACUGUCGCGGAUAUUAGUUGCGUAGCUACGGCCUCCAGUGCCUCUGUUCUGGUAGAUGUAGAUCAAUAUCCGAAUGUAAAGGCUUGGAUGAAAUGUUGCGAAGAAAGAAUACCGAGCUACAGAGAAUGCAAUUUACCAGGACUUACAAAAUUCCAUGCUCUUCUUGCUCCCGCACUUUCCAAUCCCUAAAUAUAUAAACUAUACCUAUAUAUGUAUAUAUAUAUAUAUAUAUAUAUAUUUAAUAUAUAUAUAUUUAUUGUAUCUAUAAUCAGAAUGGCAACAAAGUGGAAGAGUGAAGUGUUUGCUUUGAUAAUAAGUGUGGAAUUCUAAUAAUUUUUUUUUAAUUUUUAUAUAUCAUUUUCGUAUUUUGUAAUUCUGCUAUAAUUUGUUAUAUAUACAGUUGUAUGACAAAUAUUAAUAAAAAUACAUAUAUAUCUUUAUCAGA